ACGAAGGCAUGGCGAGCACCGAGACCAGGAGGGAGUGUGAGACCGAGGGCUGCAGCCAGGACGCCAAGCUCCAGUGUCCCACAUGUAUCAAGCUCGGUAUUCAAGGCUCCUAUUUCUGUUCCCAGGAAUGUUUCAAAGGGAGCUGGGUGUCUCACAAGUUCCUGCACAAGAAAGCAAAGGAGGACAAGAACCAGACUGAACCCAAUAAUUGUGUGGAGAAGGAUAUAAACAUAGACCCAUGGCCAGGCUACCGCUACACCGGCCUACUACACCCUCACUACCCUCUGACUCCCAUGAGGCUUGUACCUGGUGACAUCCAAAGACCUGACUAUGCUGAUCAUCCCAGAGGUGUGUCUGAGUCUGAGCAGACCCUUAAGGGGACGUCACAGAUCAAGGUCCUUUGUCCUGAGGACAUUGAGGGCAUGAGAGUUGUGUGCAAGCUGGCAAGAGAAGUCCUGGACAUUGCAGCCGUGCUGGUGAAACCAGGUGUCACAACAGAAGAAAUCGACCAUGCUGUGCAUCUGGCCUGUACAGCGAGGAACUGCUACCCAUCCCCUCUCAACUACUACAACUUUCCCAAGUCCUGUUGCACGUCUGUCAAUGAAGUCAUCUGUCACGGCAUCCCUGACAGAAGACAGCUACUAGACGGAGAUAUCCUCAACGUGGACAUCACCGUCUACCACAACGGUUUCCAUGGUGACCUGAAUGAAACCUUCUAUGUCGGAGAGGUGGAUGAAGGAGCAAAGACGCUGGUUCAGACCACAUAUGAAUGCCUUAUGCAAGCCAUUGACUCUGUGAAGCCUGGUAUUCGUUACAGAGAGUUGGGUAACAUCAUCCAGAAGCACGCUCAGGCCAGCAGCUUCUCUGUGGUGCGGAGCUACUGCGGCCACGGCAUCCACAGACUGUUCCACACUGCUCCCAAUGUGCCACACUAUGCCAAAAACAAAGCGGUUGGAGUUAUGAAGCCGGGCCAUGUGUUUACCAUUGAGCCCAUGAUAUGUGAAGGUGGCUGGCAAGAUGAGACGUGGCCAGACGGCUGGACAGCGGUGACCAGAGACGGCAAGCGCUCUGCUCAGUUCGAACACACCCUGCUGGUGACGGAGACCGGCUGCGAGAUCCUCACCCGCCGCCUGGAGGAGGAAGGUCGUGCUCAUUUCCUGAGCCAAGUGUAGGCCGAACCAGAACACACCUAGGGACUGGACUUUGUGGACACAGACACACCCAGCACAUCUGGGUCUCACACACAGACACUCACACAUCUCAAACAAGAGGCACCACUCCUGGAGCUCAGUGUAACUGUGGCUCUCAUUGUUCUGUGCAUUAAAUAUGGGUUCCUCAAACUAAAUGGAAGUACUUGAAUGUGUCUUAUAUCAAAUGUGGAUUGCUUAUUAGUGAAAAUUGUCUCUUUAGAAGGAACUAGAAGGAGUAUUUAUGAGAUUAUGCUUUGCUUCUUUUCUGUCAUCCUCUGCAAGCUUGAUCAGAAUUCCUCUGAAUUCACCAGAGAGACUGAGAAGAAACAGCAGCAGUAGAGUCCCAGGAAACGGGGUCAGCAAGUCACACAAGCUCAAUAUGUCAAAACUUAUUGUAGAGUUGGAACAAAACCCGAGGCUGAAAACCCUACUUAACAUUUAUAGCCAGCACAACAUACAUAAUUGAUAACACACCCUGGUGGAGUUGAUGUAAGUAUUUAUUAAUGUGUUCAUCAACAACUACAACUCGUCCUGUGGGCAUCCACAACAAGAUGCUUGUAUUUAGACGUAAUGAAUGGAGAAAAAAAGUCGUGAUUGUUGACAAAUACUGUACAUUAAUAAACUGUCAUUUAAGUGUUUCCACAAUUAAGAUGUCAAGUCAACAACUUGCAACAAGUUUGAAUAUUUAAAGAAAGGCUUACACGUUUUCUAAUGGGCCAUCUUAACAGAACAAUGCUGGAAAAGUUUGACAUUUUAGGGAAUAUACUUCUUUGCCUUCAUGCUGAAAUUGGUACUCUAAUCUGUUUGUUAAAUAUGAAACUAGAGCCAGGAGAUAGUUAGCCUAGCAUAAAGACAGGAAAUAGGGGAAGCUGCUAGCUGUGCUGUCCAAAACUUAAUAAAAACACCAGGCUAAAUCUUUGUAAAGUGGUAAAAAAAACUGCAAUCUGUGGUCUACUGGGGCUUAUGUUCACGUAACCUCUUGUAGAAACAAUUAGUCUUUUUAAAAAGCACCUCUACAACUCACUAAUAUGAAAUUUAAUUCUGGAUCUGUGUUAUUGUGUCACAUGCAGAAAUUACAAUUUGUGGUUUUAUUACAGUAAAUUGAUGUAUUAAUGAACUUUGGUCUGGGGGAUGCUAGCAGUUUUUUCCACUUCCUGCCUUAUUGUAAGUUAGGCUGAGCAAAUGUUGCUGUCUCUUUGGUCAAUAUUUAAGGAACUUAUGUGAGGGCUAUCAAUCUGAUGCAGAUUUUACAGAAUAGGAAUAAAACAAAGUUGAGCUCAGACUUUCAAGUGUUGAACUUGUUUCUCUGCUUUGUUGUCUGUUGUUGUUUCUGAACAGCCUGGGUGUAGCAAAUCGAGCCUUAAUGUGUAAAUCUAGGAAUUAAAAUUUGUCAGAUGUGUCUCGGCACAUUUACUGAUGUUUCCCCUUAUAUCUCGAAAGUCACCAUUUAUCUUGAUGUGGGGAUUUUUUUUCCUGGUGUGAGCAGAAUUCAUUAUUUCUACAUUUUCAGAGGACUUAUGUGAUCCCAGUCUCUGUCAUCUUUGUAUUUCUUCUAAAGGAGUAAUAAAUGACUCUUCUGUAGCUCUGUA
Molecule: messenger RNA, 2779 nt
Organism: Limanda limanda (common dab)
Lineage: Eukaryota; Metazoa; Chordata; Actinopteri; Pleuronectiformes; Pleuronectidae
Gene: metap1
Product: methionyl aminopeptidase 1
Exons: 11
Coding region: 9-1172 (387 amino acids)
Biological process (GO): proteolysis
Molecular function (GO): metalloaminopeptidase activity
Source: RefSeq, a predicted model, not a curated record